Messenger RNA from Lecanosticta acicola, 5542 nucleotides. Lineage: Eukaryota; Fungi; Ascomycota; Dothideomycetes; Mycosphaerellales; Mycosphaerellaceae. The record is from the annotation of a GenBank genome assembly.
AUGGGAGCCGACUUUCGACGUCCUCCGCUUCCCGCUCCCACCGAGUCUAUGGACGAGGCCUCCGGCGCCGACACAGAGGUAGCAACAAAUGUCACUUCCAAGACCUCCUACUCGAUCCCCGAGGACGGAAGCCCAAUCACGAUUUCCACACAGAAGGUGCACGGCAGUAAGGAAGGCGGCAUUGGCAAGCACAGCCGGGAUAAGAGCCAGACAAGCUUGUUGAUUGAAUAUUUUGAGGCGUCCAAGACCGGCGACAAGAGCCGGACGAGACCCAGCGUGAGGGUGAAGGUCACGCCCAGCUCAGCGAAAAAGAAUAGAGGAUCAGGAGGGAAUGACGCUGUCCAGAUCACGGGGAUAGGAGCCGAUCGCAAGCCGUCGUAUACCCGCCGCAUCUCGCUCGGCAACAGCAGCAAAAACGUCGAGACAGGACUCGCGCCUACUGAGGGAACAGAACUCAGUCACUCGUCUGGGAGUAACGUGUCAGGCAAGCCGCCUAUUGAAGUCGAAGUUUUGAACAACGCGAGUGACGUCUCCAACAACCGAUCAUCACGAGGGUUGAUGUACGCGCCGGUCGAAUCCAACGUAUCGUCAAUGCCAUCUGACAGUAUGCUCGAAGGCGAAGAACCAAGCUACCAGCAGCGUAGCCGCGAUACCGAGUACGAUGAGGACGAUGCGACGCCGACGAAGGAGGCUGCAUAUCUCUCUGCACCAGCCAAAGGCAAUAAUCACACCAGGAACAUCAGCCAGGAACGACUGACGCAGAAAGUAAUGGAGAAGCUUGGUGCGUCAUCGAAGAACCGCAAGUCCAGCCGCUCGAACCGCGAUCGCAAUAGCAAGGAAUAUGAGUACGAGAAUGAGUCCAGGGAGCGUCGACGGCGUUCGUCGAGGUCACAUCGAGGGGAAGAAGACACAGUCAGCGGCGCAGAAUCCAGCAUUGUCUCUUCAAACCUUGCGCCAAGCCAGCGGUCAUACCGCUCCGGUAGCUCUCAAGCAUCGCGCGUCACCAACAAUCCAAGGCUCGUGGAGAUGGUGGAGGAUGCAAUCAAGCGCGUGAUCAUGCCAGAAAUCAAUGCGCUCAAAGAGGAUCAAAAGGGCCAGAGGAGCUCGAGCGGACGAGAGGCACCAGCGCUGGAGCGAGGUGGCAUUGAACGACGCGUGAGCAAAUCUUCGAGCACGCCAAAUAUCUCUUCAAGACCAAAGGUCGUGCUCAAUCGCGACGGGGAUGAUCCAGGAACCGUUUUGUCUCGCGGCGAUUCGGAAAGAGUGAAGCCGCGCAAAUCUAGCAGAGAGAGCCCUUCAGAGCGCCCAUCAAGCCGCCGAUCUUCCGGCAGGCACUCACGACAAAGCUCUCACGACGAUACUGAGGAGAGGAUACGGCACAAGUCCAGCAGAGGUAGCAAUACCCUGCGAGGCGCUGCAGCUGCCGGAUUGGCAGGUGGGCUCACAGCAGCAGCUUUGAAGCAGCACGACUCCCAGGGCGAUCUCACCCAUAGGCGCAAGAAGCGCAGCAGCCGACGUUCAGAGAGCAUGCACGACAUGGACGAAUUGAAGAAGCAAGACGCUAUUCCACCAAUGCCCAUGGCAAGUCAAAUCAACGACUCGGAGGUCACACGCGAGAGCAUUCUGUCAACGGGCACCGAUCGCCCUCAGUCGCGUUCAUCUGCUGAGCAUCGCACACCAAUUCGUGAGGUUUCGCGUGGAUCUCUAGGCGAAUCCAUGUCUCCUGCAUCAUCGCGCACACCCACAAGAAGCCCGAUGCAUCAGCAUUUGGGUAUGAGCAUCUCCAACCGGUCUAUUGAGAGUCCCCACAGUCCUCGAAGCCCGAACGGUGGAAUUCUAGACAAGGCUCGUCUGCCAGCGUUGACAAGCGCUGGCCUUGGCGGAGCUGCAGUGGCGAAGGGACUGGAUGCUGAUGGAUACGGUGGGGGCACCCCCCAGCGAAAAAUCAGCAGCCCGGUGCAGAGCGUCUCCAGCUUGAGAAAGAACUUUGAAGACGACCCGCUGGUACCACAGGCCUUGCGACCUCACAGUCCCGCCUCGCAUUCAUCCGCAGGGCGUCUGCGAGAUGGCCGACACUCGCAAUCCUCUCUGCGCUCGAUGGAAUCUCCUCCCACUACAAAGCUCGCAGACUCGCGCAAGCAUUCUCAAGAUCUUGGUGCAGACGAAGAGGACGAUGCAUUUGGACCGCCGCAUCCUCAAUAUACGCGUGACGGCGCUGCAACUCCAAGCGGGGGAGAGACAGCUGAUGAGUGGUUCGAGCGCCAACAUCUCGUCAACGACCGCUAUCGUAAUUUGACGGGAGAGUCAACGAACCGGGACUCGUACCAGACAAAUCCAUUUCCUCAGGACGAGAAGCGCUUCACUUUUGCUACGAACGACAGCUUUGAUCGCCAAAUGGAUGAAGAUGAGACUACUGGCGGAGAGCAGGAUGUACGUGGUCUGGAACUCAACCCCAACUACGUGCACACGCCAAUGGCCGUGGAAUCUGCGGUUGCUUCACUGAUGGAGCCUUCGACUGUCAGUAGCCACGUGGUCUCAUCCAAUGGAAGCCCUGCCAAAGCAAAUGGUACGUAUAGCGACAGAAUGGCUCAAUAUCUGCGUGCAAUGGACAAAGAGCACGCUCCCAUGUACGAGGGCUCGACAAUGAGCCAAAGCAUGCCAAGUCAGGAUCGAUGGGCUGCGAUUAGAGGCCAUGCCGCCAACAUGUCUGGCUCUCUUGGCAGCUCUGCCGGGCAGAGCCCAGCUAAGGAUGCUCGCGGAGACUUGGACAGAUCCACAGAAGAGAGGCCUACGAUGGGAGCUAGUGGCUUACCCCUUGCUGACGACCCAAUGCCUGAGAUCGGCCACUUUGACGAUUCAAAAUCGGAUGUCACCACGAAUCCAUCCAUCAUCCAGGGGCCGCUCGGUGGAGACGUGACUGGUAAAGACACUUGGCCAUACACACCUGAGCCACAGCAAGACGCGGUCAAUCGAGAGACUCACUCUAACAAUGACGGACGCGGCAAAGGAGCUGGUAUUCUUGAAGGCGCCGCUGCCCUCGGCGGUGCGGCUGCUGUAGCAGCUGCAGCACACUCCUCUCGCCAGCCUACUGUAGAGGAUGAGCGUGAUUUAGACAGGGAGGCUACUCCGACUGGCUUCCGCGAUGAAGGAUACGUUACCGAUGCUCGCACUCGAUCUGGCGGUGGCCUUACCCCAAAGCCGGAGGAGCAGCAGUAUGGCAAGAAAGAUCUCGCGGAGUACGAGCGCGCCAUGAAUGCCCAAGAUGUUGGUGAAGAUGACCCGUUCGCGAUGGACCACAAGCACACUCGCCAUUUCAGUGGCAACUCGCAUGGGAUGGAUUCGCCACUCUACGACGCUUCGACUGGCAAAGGACUUCAGAACAUUGAGUCAAAGGAGAUCGUCGCUUUGAUGGACCACCUCACAGUGCGCGAUGCUCAGCGCAAUGCACGAGACACCGAGAUUCUGGUCACGCUUGUGCGAAGCGCAGCUGAGAUGCGCCAGUCUUUCGACGAGAUAAAGAAGUUCAUCGUAGAGCAAGACAAGCUGAUCAUGCAAAACACUGACCGUACUGGCGACAGUACCGCACAGAAAGUCAUUCUCAGUGGCCCACGCCCCCAGCCACUCGGGUCUCCACGCACCCCUCGCCGACAAGCUGACCCUGAAGAAGACGUUCAAACCAAGCGCAAAGGUGUCCUGAGACGAGCGUUGAAAGGUCUUACUGGUGGCAAGAGUGCGAAAGACCUUACAAAGAUCGAGGACAUGCUGAUGCAAAUCUUGGACAACGUCGAGGAUCUCAAGAUGCAAAACGGGAGUGCAAGACCCCUUGAUCGCUCGUACACCAAUGACAGUCUCGACUCGUAUGAGAAGCUCCGCAAUGCUCCAGAUUCUGGAUAUGAGCCUGAAGGUCAAGCAGGUACCUCCAGUACACCAAGUCACUCUGGUCACUUCAAUGCGCCACAGCCACGAGAGAAGCAGCUGUUCCACUCCGGCUACGAUGGCCGCCGCGGCUCCGAACACCGUGUUAGUACUGUGCCCGAAGACGACGAAGAUGAUUUAGAGCCGCACGAGACUCACAUCUUGAAUCACCAAUUCGAGCACAAUGAGCGCAUGUUGACGCCAACUCAGGAGUCUCAUCGCAAUCGUGGCAUGUCACCCAAUGACACGCCUCCCCAGAACGCGACAAGUUACGGCACUCCAGAAAAGCAGCGCAAACACACAAGCAACAACUCUUCCCUGUUUGGCGUGCCAAAAGUCUCUAGAUGGUCUCGCACUACAGCAUCUUCUGCGCCAGACCAGGCUGCGCUCGACAGUCCGAAGCAGGCACGCAAUGCCAGACCAUUGUCCGCAUCAUCGCGAUCGCAGUCUACUUUGGACGACUAUGAGGAUGAUCCGUACCAUGCGCACCCUGAUGAUCGGUUGCGUUCCACGCAGAGCCUUGGCAACGACCAAGCACGAAGCGCGGAGACUCGCAGUAUGCGUAGUCAGGCAAGCAGGUUGACCAGAACUCCAUCUCCCUUGAUUCCGUCAGAGACAUCGAGUAGACGUGAUCAGUAUGACGAUGACGACCAGCAAGUUCCCUCGCCUGUGCAGGAGGAUGAAGAGGCUGCGGCACUUGACGACCCCAAGUAUCACGCGCAUCGCAAUUCAAUACUUCUCCAGCAUCCUCAACCGCGCCAAGGCACCACACCACGUCACCAGAACACGUUGGAAUCACAAGCGCACACGUUUGACGACCCUGCGGGUACGAAUUCCGAUCUCUCGCAGCGUACCAUGAGUGACUUUGACCCAGCCAUCUGGGGUUCCUCGGGAACGGCAGGACUGGCUCGCCACCGACUCACACAGCAAAUGGAGCCAAUCAGGCCCAGUAGCAUGAAGAGUCCGAAAGGGUACGGGUCACGCAACGAUAACGGGCCGUUGGUGCCACAGCAAAAGCCGGCAGUGCCACCGAAGAUCAGCUAUGAUGCCGAACCGGAGCGGGAACCGGAGUGGGAACCGCAGUUCAGCAACAGUGGCUUCAGCAAGGAUGCUGGGUACUACGGCAGUCCGUACGGAUCGGGCCAUCUGCUCGAGCCGAUCGAGGAGGUCCGUUACAGCCUGGAGACGGACAGCGGCCGGAGGUCGCUCAAAAGUGUAAGCAGCCCUAUGUCGUACUGAAGUGGUUCCUUCAGUACGUGAAUUCAGCCAGGAGAUCGGAUAAAGCUAAUCAAGUUCUGGUACAGGCCUCACCCGAGCCGCAGGUCGUUUCUGCAAGAGCGGUUGACAUGCGCUCUCCGGGCCCCAAGAUCACUGGCCCUCGUCCGAUGGGAGCUGCUCCCAAGAGUGCGAGCACGAACACGCAGUCGCAGCCACGGCUCGUAGACCAUGCCGGUACGGUGCGCCGCAAGCCUGUGCCGCGUAGUGAAGGUACGAAGUCCGCGGGAUGUACGCCUUCGUAGCAGAAGGUGUUCAUACCUCCCCUUUUCCUCUCUGCUGCAGAACGAGAAAAAGAAUUUCGCAUACUUACACGGUCGGUACAGGCUCGGACGAUGCCGCCACGUUUUGA